UCAAAAACGAGACUAUCACAUCUCACUACUUCCUCAUCCUAGUCAAUAUGUGCCGGGAGGGUGCUAAAUAGUUAAUAUUAAUGCCGUUCGUUUAACCCACUUGAGAAUGUCACCAUCCUCGGUGAGCCAGAGACACUCCGCCCUUUUUACAUCAUGAGUCCUCUGAUCUACAGACCUCGGAUGGAAUUAAUCUCUUGAUGGUAUGAAAUGACCCUUCAGAUGACCUUGUUUCUUUAUGAUGUUCAUCAGGCGAGCACGUCCCGCCCUGGCUUAGUUGUCAGGCCACGUAAUAAGCCAACACAGCUGCCGAAUCGAUACAGCGCAUUCAAUGAGUGGAUAAGUCGAUGUCGUCACUUGAGGAAGGCGCGUGUGAAUUUUUUUUUUUUUCGAGUCUUCGAGAAUGUUAUAUCCAGCCCUCACCCGUUGGUCAUGGUCUCCACUGCCAACCUACCAGGAAGACAGCCUUCGGACUUGAUAAGUAAGAUGGCCUAUUUGACACCUGAGUCACGGGAAGUGAGUUGAAAAGUAGAACUGAUCUUUAGUAUUUGGGAGUCUCGGGUUGAGUACACAUUAUGCUGGAAAAGCUCCUGAAAUUAGUGCGCGUCAUCAACAAUCCUGACAUUAUCCCCGGUGUGACAGCCCUGGAACGACACAAUUCCCGUCCUCCUUUCAGGGAUGGGGCGGCUGGAUAGAUCGAUCUUUUGGUUGUCAUCGACACAACGAGAUCCGUCCGCCUUGGGCAUCCGGCUUUCCAAGAUUGGCAGGUCAACUUUUACACCGCCAGGAAGCGCAUUAACAUAUUUCCUCAGAAACUCUUUUUGCAUCGCAUAAGCUGUGUUACCUCGUAUAGCGGCAUAAUAGUAGGUUCGCGCCCUGAAGCGUAGCACCACAAAUUCUCACUACAAACAGAAGUUUUGUCAUUCUCUCAGAGGGAAAUGACCAGGGUACGGUAUCAGAGCCUGUUGUUGGGUUUCAGAAAGGUUGGUCACAAGGCUAUGGGGAUGGUAUUAGAGCUUUAAGCCAUGUGCCGUACAACGGUUUCAGAAGUAACUCGUCACAAGGCUGAGAUCAAGAUGACUUCAAUCAGAUGCAAUCCUGUUGAUCUUGUCGUGUUAUUUUUGCACCAUGUGGUAACAUUCGACAAACUGGGCUAGAUCAAACGGUUGCCGACAAGGAUAACUAAUGACUCAGCACAUUGAUCGGAGAAAUUAGGGGCUAUCUCGCUAUGUUUCAGCCCACGAAAAGUGUCUUCCAAUUAAUUGACAGUUUACGAGUUUGCAAAAGCCUCUUGUUACAUCAGAUCAUCUGUCGAAAAGGGGGUCUCCAACGCGUAAUGACAUUUUGACUUUGACACAUUUCUUAGCACCAACAAACAGCAUUAAUAUGGCUGCUAAGCUGUUCUUGGUGUUUCUUCGAUUAGGCGUGUUCUUUGUGGCUCUCGGCCUCUAUCUUCGGCGCAUUAACCGUCUCUUGAAAGAGACGCCUCCUCAGGUUGGACAACUUAGAGGCAAGCCUUGGACGCCAGAACUACUGAGACAUACCUACGAAGUUCUUGAGAAGUCUCCAAUUAACUUUGAUGGGCGUUUACCUCCAAAGCUCAACAGACGAUACAUUGUCACCGGAGGCAACGGGCUCGUAGGCGGAUACAUAGUUCUCCAGUUGUUGGCUCGUGGGACACUGCCUAGGUGUAUUCGAAUUGUUGAUGUUCGACAGACUGAGCGAGAUGAUCUUCGGGAAGGUCUAGCUGCCCAAGUGGACUAUGUGCAGACAGACAUUACCUCCAAGGCUGCUGUUGGCGAUGCUUUCUCUAAGCCGUGGGAUCCGAAAAUAGCAUCUUUACCACUCACUGUCUUCCAUACAGCUGCUGUCAUCAUACCUGGAGCCAGGUCCAAGUAUCUCUACAAGUUUACUGAAUCUGUCAAUGUACAAGGAACCAAGAACGUCUUGGCUGCUUCUCGUGCAGUCGGCGCCGAUAUAUUCAGCUCAACAUCAUCAGCUUCAAUAUCCAUCCGACCUGUCGAAGCCUUUGUCGCACCAUGGGCAGAGCCGAAGCAAUAUUGGCAGGUCAUGGAUACACAGGACUUCGAUAAGCCAUUACGAGAACAUGAGGAAUACUUUGCCAACUACGCUGUUUCGAAGGCCAUCGCAGAACGCCUCGUAUGUGCUGAGAAUGAACCUUCUUUUCGUACAGGAUGUAUUCGACCUGGGAACGGUAUCUACGGACAUCCCUCCGAUAACCCCAUCGGAAAUCUUCUGGCUAGGGAUGUCAAUCAAACCUGGGUCCCGCACAUCGUACAGAAUUUCGUUCAUGGCGCUAACGUAGCUGUCGCGCAUUUAUAUCAUGAAGCUGCACUAGCGAAAGAAAAUUGCACCCAAGCUGGUAAGCCGUUCGUGGUCACAGAUGUUGGUCCACCAAUCACUUUCGGAGACGUUUAUACUGCCGUGGAAGUCUUAUCUAUUCACCCCUUUCGAAAUGUUAUCGUGCCGCCUUUGAUCAUCCUUUUGAUGACCCAUAUCGUCGAAUGGUUCAUCCUACUUCCUCAUCGCCUCCCAUUCCUCAAAGGAAUACUCCCAGAGGUCAAAGGUGAUCUCAGAACAGUUCAGCCCGGGCUCAUCACAAUAUGCACUCAUUUGGUAGCAUCUGAUACUGAGGCUAGGCAGCCUAUCUCUGAGGGCGGACUAGGGUACAAAGGACUUUUCACGACACUGGAAGGGGUUGUCUCGGUCAUCAUGGACUGGAACCGAGAACAUGCAGGCGAACAGACCAGAGAAGGAAAGAAGAUCUAUCAAGGUUCGUUGCGACUGGCCGAGAUGUUGGAAGAGGCUGGAUCGUCUGUUCCUCUCUAGGACGACUCCCUUCCGUGGAGAGUGAGUUGUCCCAGCAUGACCUCAGCUCAUUAAAUAAAUUUUCAAGCUCUGUAUAAAGCAAUAGUAUUAUCAAGAGGAAUCUCGCUCAGAUUAUAAAGGCUGUACAACGUGCAAUUGCUAUAUAUCGAAUCAUGAAAAUAGAAGUCGU
Molecule: messenger RNA, 3016 nt
Organism: Fusarium odoratissimum NRRL 54006
Lineage: Eukaryota; Fungi; Ascomycota; Sordariomycetes; Hypocreales; Nectriaceae
Exons: 4
Coding region: 1384-2847 (487 amino acids)
Biological process (GO): ergosterol biosynthetic process
Cellular component (GO): endoplasmic reticulum
Molecular function (GO): 3-beta-hydroxysteroid dehydrogenase [NAD(P)+]/C4-decarboxylase activity; 3-beta-hydroxy-Delta5-steroid dehydrogenase (NAD+) activity
Source: RefSeq, a predicted model, not a curated record